Molecule: messenger RNA, 1169 nt
Organism: Camarhynchus parvulus
Lineage: Eukaryota; Metazoa; Chordata; Aves; Passeriformes; Thraupidae
Gene: SMIM3
Product: small integral membrane protein 3
Exons: 2
Coding region: 187-366 (59 amino acids)
Source: RefSeq, a predicted model, not a curated record
UCUUCUCCCCCCGUGCCGUCCCCCGCGGGCCGGGCCGGGCCGGGCCGGGCGGGGCCGGGCGGAGUCUCUCCCCCCUCGGCGGGCUCCUUUCUCUCCCGGCGGGAUCCGCCGCUGCCACCGCUGCUCGCAGGAGCUGCCGCAGGAGCCGCCGCAGGAGCGGGAGCCGGAGCCCGGCAGCGCCGCAGGAUGGGCCUCCCUCACCUCACGAGUCCCACCGACCUCCCCAAGCACAUUCUGGAUAUCUGGGUCAUCGUGUUGAUCAUCCUGGCCACCAUCCUCAUCAUGACAGCGCUGCUGCUGUGCCCGGCCAUGGCCGUCAUCAUCUACCGAGUGCGGACACACCCCACGCGCAACGGCAUCGUGUGAGCCACGGGCACGGGGGCACGGCCAGCUUGCUGGGCUGGGGCUACAGCCAUGGCACCCUGUGCCAGGCACCCUGAGAGCUGGAGCCUGGCCAGGAGCUGGGGUGGGCCAGCCCAGACCCGCUCCUGCAGCUGGCUCGUGCUGGGUACCCACUGCUCAUCUUCCCACUGAGCUCACGGGGACUGUGGGGGAAAUGCCAGCGUGGGCAGCAGUGGGGAGAGGCGUGACUUUGUGGACACGUCCAGCUGGAAAUAUCUCACUCCAUGAGGGAGGUAGGCUGGUCUCACCUUCGCUGGUGACACUGUCUCCUCCCAGGCAAGCAGCAAGGAGUGGAAAUACCUGACGAAGUUAUUUCUCCUUUGGAGUCCCAGCUGUCAAGGUGGCUGGGGAAAAAAGAGUCAAAGCAAGAUAGAUGUGGCUUCUGGUUGUGCAUUUAGUGCUUGGCUAAAAGCAUCAGUGACAGAGCUUGUGCUGGCUGCACAGCAGACGUGCAGCUGGCACCAGCUUCUCCUCCACUCAUUAUCUGCAGAAGUGGCAGGAAAAUCCUGCAGGACUCUUGGUUCCUCUGGGUGUUGUGGGGCAGAGGAGUGUGUGCAGUUCCUGCCAGCCCUCCUGUCUGCAUGCUGGUUGCACUCCUCACUCUCCUGAUAGUGAGAGCUCCCACUGUUUGCCCAGCACACCAGCCCUGCUGGGGAGUCUGUGUGUGCCUCACCUGGGCAGGCAAAGCAGGAGGAGCAGGUUUGUGCCCAGCCAGUGGCAAGGGAUCAUGUAAGCUCUUUUACUGCCCUUUGUUAUGAAAUAAAUGG